Messenger RNA from Hevea brasiliensis (rubber tree), 696 nucleotides. RefSeq lists its product as uncharacterized. The transcript has a single exon. The record is from RefSeq and is a predicted model, not a curated record. Lineage: Eukaryota; Viridiplantae; Streptophyta; Magnoliopsida; Malpighiales; Euphorbiaceae. The coding region runs from base 91 to 435 and encodes 114 amino acids.
AGCCACUUUCUACAAGUCUCUUUCUCUUGCUCCAUUACUUGUACACGCCAUUUGCUCCUAUUCCUCCUCAUCCUCCUUCUGGUGAGGCUGAUGGCCACUGGAGCUGCCGACGGCUUUUUCCGGUAUGUCUACGACGGUUGUCUCUCCGGCGGCGACACUGGCAUCGAACGCAGGCCUUAUCAUCGUAACUGCCGAUGUGCUCUUCAUAAUAACUCAAAAGACUCUUGCCCUCAUGGGAUGUCCAAGUGCAAAAAUGUGUCGUAUCCUGUUCGAAGGUCUUGGAGUGAAGGGUGCUUGGCUUUGGCUGCUGCAGCUUCCUGCCAUUCCUCACCUUCUUCUUCUUGUUUGCAAAUGGGGAGGAGGACCCAGCAGCUUGGAUUGUGCAGCGACGACGAGCAGACUCAGUUAUCGACAUCUUCUUCAUCAAAGGUUUGAUGGGUUUUUGUUAAAUCUUAAUCAUGAUCAUCGUCCUUUUGUUUCUUUCUUCAAUAAUUGAAUUCGGUGCUGUAUGUGACUGACACAUAUGUAAGAUCUCGGAAGGAUUUGAUCGAUGGAUGAACGUUUUGAUCUGCUCUGUCCUGUUCAUUGUAUGUAUAAAUGGUCAUAAAAAUGGCUUUAAUGUUAUAGCAAGAUCAAUCUUGAUGUAGUCUAAAAUUUAAAGUUUAUUCAAUCCCCUUCAAUCUUGUUCUUUCUUUC